GAGUAGGACUGCAGGUGUGAGCCAUAGGCAUGAGCCACCAGCACCUGGCUAGAGACAUUUUUUUUUUUUGUAUAUAUAGCUAUAUUGGGGUUUGAGCCUUGCAUCUUGUACUUGGUAGGUAAGUGUUUUAUUACUUGGGCCAACCUCUAGCAAGAACAUUGAAAAUUGGCUUUCCCAACUCCACACCUACUCUCUUUAGAGACUUACUUUAGAUCUUUCCCUAGUGUGGCUUGUUGGGUAGAGUAUGGACAGGAGGUAGUCUUAUGCCCUUAUUCUCCCUCCCAGAUCCUAUCCUUUAUACUUUAGAGGUUUUCCAUCUUUAUUCUCUCUCCCUAUUCCUCCCCUUCCUCUCUCCCUCCUCGCUGUCUUCUCUCUUCACAGUUUGUAUGACGUGUAUAAAAACUAAAGGAAACCCCUGGUCCGUAUUUGUCUUGUUUAGGGGCAGGGUUUUAAGCAGGUCUCGGUGAGGAUGGGACGGUGGGCUACUUCUCAAAACUGGAGACCAAAGAAGCUGAAAGCAUCGGUGUGGCCAUCAGGAGACUGGGCAACACGGGGAACGUGACGAGAGUACUGAGGGACGGGAAUGGAAACCAGACUCAUUUGGUAAAAUGAUAAAUGUGAAUACUAGCAGCGAACAUUCACUGUUGCACUGUAUGAAGUCUUCAAAGUGUAAUUAAAAGUUUUUAUGGAGUCCCAGAGCUUCGGUUUGUGCACAUUUUUCGAAGUUGCGAACGCAGUGCAGCUGAUCUCCCCUAGCCCUGUGGCACUGGCUGCCCUGCCCUGCCCACUUCCGGCACCCUGACCGACAUUACCCUAGCCCCAAUCGCGAGCCCGAAAUUUAGGAUCGGCCAAUCAGGGUGCCAGGUGGGCGGGACAGGCAGGCCAGUUCGAUUUGGCGGUUCGACUUCAACAUGGCUGAAGCAAGCAACGCCAGUCCAACAGCGGCUGUGGAAAAAGGGCCUGAGGAGUCACCUCCAGAAUCCGACCCACCCGGCGCUACCAUUUCGAGGGUAAAGCUCCUCGAUACCAUGGUGGAUACCUUUCUCCAAAAGCUGGUCGCCACUGGGAGCUACGAGAGAUUCACUGACUGUUACAAACACUUCUACCAGUUGCAGCCUGAGAUGACACAGCGAAUCUAUGACAAGUUUAUAACUCAGUUGCAGACAUCUAUCCGGGAGGAAAUCUCAGAAAUCAAAGAGGAAGGGAACCUAGAAGCUGUCUUGAAUUCCUUGGACAAAAUUGUGGAAGAAGGCAAAGACCACAAGGGACCAGCCUGGCGCCCCAGUGGGAUCCCAGAGAAAGACCUGUGCAGUGCCUUGGCACCCUACUUCCUGCAACAACGCAACACCCUGCAGCGCCAGGUGCAGAAACAGAAAGCCAAGAACAAGGAGCUGGCCGACACUGUCCUGGCUGGGCGCAGGCAGGUGGAGGAACUGCAGCAGCUGGUCAAAGCCCGACAGCAGGCCUGGCAGGCAAGCCCUACACAGAGAACGGAGGGAGCUGCUGGAUGUACUGAGAGAGCCUGAGUGAGGAGGAGACAGCGAACCCCAAGCAGAGGGCAGUCAAGGUCGAGGGCCUGUGGUCAGCAUUCUGGGCCUGGGCAGGCUGCCUUUUGAGAAUAGCUGAAAUGGUGCCAGUCCCCGGGCAGUAAUGGAGGACUAGGCUGGAGCAGCGCCCCCCCCCCCCCACCUACUGCCACUGAACCUAUGGGGCUCCCAUGGACCCGCACACCCAACUACCUUAAGAUUCCUUCUAUUUUCUUCCACCUGAAAGCCUGUAGCCAGUUCUCCCACUGGGGGUGAGGUGGGGUACGGGGUACCAAGCUUUCUCUUCUCUAGGUGUGGCCAGCACUCCCCCCCCCCCCCACACACACACAUACAUACACCCUCCCUGGUCUGGCCUGAAGAAUGUGUUUUCAACCUCCACUGAUUGCCCCCUUACUGGCCAGCCCAAGGGCCCUGCCAUGUUCUCCCCACAUCUUUAAAUAAACUUCCUCCAGUACACUAUAAUCUGUGUAAUCUGUGAGGAUGCUUUCUCGCCAGGCUUCCUGUGCCAAGACCACUCCUGGGCUCCCAAGCUCUUGGCCAAGGUCAAGGCCUCAGCUCCAGUGCCCCGGGAGCCUCUGGGCUGGAGUAGGCUAGGGCCUAGGACUGUAUCUGGUCAUGUGCAGAGGGCAGCAGGUCAGAAAACAGGACCCUUGCAUUUCUUGAGGUCAGAACAACCAGCCACGGGCAUCACUCUUUCCAACCCACCCUGCCCUUCUUGCUAUUUGGAUUAAUUCUGGGAAAGUAUCCACAGUGAGCCUUACUCGGGGUUUUGCAUAGGGGGCACUUCAGAAAAGC
Messenger RNA from Perognathus longimembris pacificus (Pacific pocket mouse), 2342 nucleotides. RefSeq names its product polyamine modulated factor 1 (gene Pmf1). NCBI's taxonomy places the organism in Eukaryota, Metazoa, Chordata, Mammalia, Rodentia, Heteromyidae. The coding region runs from base 912 to 1526 and encodes 204 amino acids. Gene Ontology annotation, biological process: chromosome segregation. The transcript has 5 exons. Gene Ontology annotation, cellular component: MIS12/MIND type complex. The record is from RefSeq and is a predicted model, not a curated record.